Messenger RNA from Macaca mulatta (Rhesus monkey), 4634 nucleotides. The record is from RefSeq and is a predicted model, not a curated record. Lineage: Eukaryota; Metazoa; Chordata; Mammalia; Primates; Cercopithecidae.
GUCGCGGGGGCGGGGCGCGCAGGCGCAGCGGGCGCCCCGGCUCCGGAGCAUAAACAAGAGCGGGGACGUGAUGAGGCGGCGGUUGAUCUUAGGGCGGCUAGUGGCGGCGACCCAGGCGGCUAGCGGGGCCCGGCGCCGACCCUGAGUGCAGCCUGACCCGCCCUCGCGCGCGCGCCCUCCCCGGCCGGGCCCACUCGCCGCGCGCCCAGCCAUGAACCUGGCGAGCCAGAGCGGGGAGGCCGGCGCCGGCCAGCUGCUCUUCGCCAACUUUAACCAGGACAUCACAGAAGUGAAAAGGGCAUCAAGAGCAGCUGGUCUUGGCCGUCGCGCUGUUGUCUGGUUAGUUCCAACCCUGGUUUCUAAAAGUAUCACCUCGGAAGGCUUAUGUUAGAGGACUUUUUGGCUUUUUGAAAUUGAAGUGAACCAGUUAAUAAGUGGCAGAGGAUCACUUGAAUAUGAAAUGGAAAUACCAAGGACUGCAUUUUUCCAGUGGACACCACAGCUUGUGGGAAGUCCCUAGCUGUUGGUAGUAAGUCCGGUUAUAAAUUUUUCUCCCUUUCUUCUGUGGAUAAGCUGGAACAGAUCUAUGAAUGCACUGACACGGAAGAUGUGUGCAUCGUAGAGAGAUUGUUCUCCAGCAGCCUAGUGGCCAUCGUGAGCCUUAAAGCACCAAGGAAGCUAAAGGUUUGCCACUUUAAGAAGGGAACUGAGAUCUGCAACUACAGCUACUCCAACACGAUUCUGGCUGUGAAGCUCAACAGGCAGAGGCUGAUAGUGUGCCUGGAGGAGUCCCUGUACAUCCACAACAUUCGGGACAUGAAGGUGCUGCAUACAAUCAGGGAGACGCCUCCAAACCCUGCAGGCCUGUGUGCACUGUCAAUCAACAACGACAACUGCUACUUGGCGUACCCAGGGAGCGCGACCAUCGGAGAGGUGCAGGUCUUCGAUACCAUUAAUUUGAGAGCUGCAAACAUGAUUCCGGCUCAUGACAGUCCUUUAGCGGCAUUGGCCUUUGAUGCAAGCGGAACUAAACUUGCCACGGCUUCAGAGAAGGGGACCGUGAUUAGGGUAUUUUCCAUUCCAGAAGGACAAAAACUCUUUGAGUUUCGGAGAGGAGUGAAGAGGUGUGUGAGCAUCUGCUCCCUGGCCUUCAGCAUGGACGGCAUGUUCCUCUCCGCCUCCAGCAACACGGAGACCGUGCACAUCUUCAAACUCGAGACUGUGAAAGAAAAACCCCCAGAGGAGCCCACCACCUGGACCGGGUACUUCGGGAAAGUGCUCAUGGCCUCCACCAGCUACCUGCCUUCCCAAGUGACAGAAAUGUUCAACCAGGGCAGAGCCUUCGCCACGGUCCGCCUGCCAUUCUGCGGCCACAAAAACAUCUGCUCGCUAGCCACAAUUCAGAAGAUCCCGCGGUUGUUGGUGGGUGCCUCCGAUGGGUACCUGUACAUGUACAACCUGGACCCCCAGGAGGGCGGCGAGUGCGCCCUGAUGAAGCAGCACCGGCUAGAUGGCAGCCUGGAGACGGCCAAUGAGAUCUUGGACUCUGCCUCUCACGACUGCCCCUUAGUCACUCAGACAUACGGCGCAGCCACAGCAAAAGGUACUUACGUGCCUUCAUCCCCAACGAGACUUGCCUACACAGACGACCUGGGUGCUGUGGGUGGCGCCUGCCUGGAGGACGAGGCCAGUGCCCUGCGCCUGGAUGAGGACAGCGAGCACCCGCCCAUGAUUCUUCGGACUGACUGAACUUGACCUGUGACCUCUGACCCGGGGAGCAGAGAACACUGGCUUCACAGAGGACUUUGUGCAUUGCUGCUAUGAACUUUGACCUGAGUCGGGGGAGAGGAUGGCAGAGACUUUAUUAAAAAAAAAAAAAAAAAAAAAAAAAAAGAUUGUAGUGGUAGUCUAACUCCAUAACGCUGAGGACAUACAUCGUUUUCACUUCAGUGGCUUUUAAAUCCUGCUUAUGAAUUUUAGCUUUUUGUUUGUUUGUUUUCUCUUUUUGCCAAAAUUAACUGUUUGGUGAAGCCCGCAAAACCUCCUCGCUUUGCAUGCAUGAACGUGCCAAGCCAGCAUAGGGGAGCUAGAAGCCACUUUCCAGCCACCUGCCGUUGGGUUUUUUAAUAUCUGUACAUAAUGCUGAGUGCAUAAGGAAGCCGUGGCGUUGUGCACAGUGGGUCUGGUUGUCAAGGCCAGUUCUGCAGUGACAGGCCCAGGGGCUGCCCACCAGGUGUGCUGGGCGGACUUCGGCUGGGGCAGGAGCCCUCUCUCCCUGGGGCCCCACCUGGACCAUUUUCCCUCCGUUUUAUUUUGUUAAUUAAAUUCUUUCCAAAUUGGAUCACUCUGGGAUUUCUUCCAUGGUGGACUUUUGUUUCUGAUCUUGUUUUCCAUGUGAAUAUUGGAGGAGAGCGAGGUUCUUUCUGAUACUAAAAACCUUUCUUUCAGGCAGCAAAUGAACUUAAAAGGUUGCCUGGACUCCCUGGAGCAAAGGAAAGCGAUUUUGUUUGUAUAAUUAAAUGAUCUGUUCUUCUACUUUACUCUUCCUGUUGAAAAACUGUGUGUGUUUUUUUUGUUUUUUUUUUAAGGAAAGUUUGUAGCUACUCCUAUGCCCAGGAAAGCACAGAAUUCAAGUGUGGUGGCCGUCCGAGCUGUCCUUUCUCUGGCCCUGCUGUCUGCAGGGGCUUCCUACCUGUGUGAGAGGUCGUAGCGGGAGACAGCGACAGACAGAAGGCGGCUGGGCCACGUCCUUCACAGGGCGACAUGUGCCUUUCUAUUUUCAUCUUAGAAAAUUUCCUCAGCAAACCGAUGAGAGAUUGUGGUUGCAAGCUUCAGUAUUUGCCUCACUUCCCUUUUCCUAUUUACGGAAUUAAAACAACCUCAAGUACCUCAGACUCUGCAUUCCAAACCAAGACACCUAGCAGCCAAAGUGUUGAGGGCAUUUAAGUGGAGUUAAUGGCAGGAGAGAUGGUUUUAGAAUCUUUGGAGUGGUGUAAGUUACGGAUAGAAGGGAAAAGGCAAAAACUGUAUUUACCCUGCCUUUGCAGGCUCGGAUUUUUGAACCGAGGAAGGCUGGGACGCCUGUUUCCAGAUGGUUGUCAUGGUCACACUGGGUGAAGAGCUGGAGGGGAGUUGCCACCUCCGCUGAGCGGCUGCAGUGAAAUGCCCCAGUGUUCCUGGGUUGGCUUUACGGCAAACUCCUAAAUGCAGGGGACGCUGGAGUCGGACUCAACUACACCGGCUUCCUCACAGCCGCUGGUGUGCGGCACACAGCCCAUCUGCAUUAGGCAGAGGUGCAGGUGGGCUGAUUGAACUUUUCCUUCAAACCCUGCGUGUCUGUCCUGGACCUUUGAUGAAAUGGGAUCCCGGUCACGCAGGCUGAGGCGGUGGGGACCACUGAGGCCAGAGCGGGCUAUGCUUGAGCAGGGAUGAGAAGGGCCGCGGCAGCACACAGCCUUGACCCACGCCCGCAGCUUGUGGUGCAAGGCCAGAGGGCUCUCUAGAACCUGAGCGUGCACUCCAUCUCCUGGGAGGCACGUUUGGCUAGAGUGUGUUCGUGGGGGGAAAAAAGUGCACAAGAGAUACGGAACCCUGAGCUAGGGUUCCCCAUCACCAAAGAGAGCUGCAUUUCCAGUUCUGUGUUAAAGUGCCGUUGGUUCUGGUGCCUGCCUGUCGUGAGGAUUUGGAGACUCGAAUCUCCUUUGCCAGGUCCCUUUUGUCUGUCUUUGGGAUUGGUAGUACUAGAAGAUGCGGGGAAUUCUCUUCCUCGCGCAGCCUCGGCUUCCCACACUGUAAGAUGAGGCAGUUGCAGAGGAGGCCUCGGAUGUCCUGUGACCCUCGGCCCACACUCCCCCUCGGGUGGCCCAGGCAGGGCUGGCUGGGUGCUUUCCAUGCAGACCACAGGAAGCCCUGUGCUUGCCUGGGUCAGAGCUAAGCCGUGCGCUCUAAAGAAGGGAGGAGGACUGCAGAUUCUUGGUCAAGAAGAAUGAAGAGGAUGUCUAUGUUUGCUGAGCAGCCAUUGUGGAGGGUUACCCGCCUCCACUUUGCUGUUGCCCGUUUCACUCCCACCAGCUCCUCUUCCUCUGCUGGAACCCAUGAGUCCCAGCCUCACUGGCGGCCUCAGACGUGCUUGGGAGUGACGGGGACAGAGAGAGGCCGCUGAGAUGCCCUUUAGAACUCUCUGCUGCGCCAGAGACCCAGAUGGAGAGGGACCCUGAACCAAACAGAACGUGUACUAAUUUGCCGAACUCCAAACUGUACACUCAUAUUCAUUUUUAAAUUAUAUUUUUCCAGACUUCAAAAAGGACAAUGAGGGUGGGGGAUAGGAAACAAAACCUGUAAACGUUGUGAAUGGGCUCAGUGGACUCUGGGACCAAACCUGUAAUCUCCAAAACAAUGGGACCAAGAGCUGCAUAGAACCUGGAGUCAAAAAGAACUGCUUCAGUCCCCGCUGUACCGCCUGCCUAGCUGUGGGAGUGGGCAGGGUGCCUGGGAGCCCACAUUUUCUGGACUGUUCGCGGGACUCAUCCCUACCUCACAGGGCUGUUGUGAGGUGUUGUGUGACUGCGUGUCCUGCAAACGCCCAACUCAGUGCCCAGCCGGCGGUGGGCACCCAAUAAACGCUACAACAUAAA